AUGAGUGUUCUUCAGCCUGAAUCGGAUGAGAUGCCCCCCUCCACCAUCACCCUGACCCCUGUCACCACCCCCACCCCGACCCCCGUCAAAGAAGAGCUGGAGUGUAAAAUCUGCUACCAGAGCUACAAUGCCCGCAGCCGCAGGCCCAAGAUCCUGGACUGCCUCCACCGGGUGUGCGCCCGCUGCCUCAACAAGAUCCUGGACCUGGGGGACGUCUUGGGCUGCAUUUCCUGCCCCUUCUGCCGACAUGAAACAGAGGUCAGCGAAUACGAGGUGUCGGGCCUCCCUGACGACUCCAAAAUCAUGUCCUGCCUGGCCGUCAGGGAUAAGUCCUGGAGCUCCGACCACAGCAAAGAGGUGGUCCUCACCCCCAAGAGCCUGUCCUCCACCUCCUCCUCCACCUCGCACGACUCCUCCAACUGCCUGGUGAUCACUAUCAUGGAGGUCCAGAGGGACACUGGGUCCGGGGGGCGUGGCUUGGGCAUCUCAGACCACUACACAGAGCACAGCCUGGACUCCAUCUCUGUGGGCUCCAACGGGCCGGAGGUUCAGGACGCCCUGUCCAGGCUCUGUACCCACGUCCCCCGGAUCCUGGUGUGGCUCCUGGGUUUGUUCUACUUCGGGUCCCUGCCCCUGGGAAUCUACCUGCUGGUGAUCCAGAGGGUGACGCUGGGUAUAGUCUGUGUGAGCCUGGUCCCCUCCAGUCUGACUGUGUGUCUGGUCUAUGGGUUCUGCCAGUGUCUCUGCCAGGGAAUGUGUGACUGCUCGUCUAGGGGCUGA
This is a messenger RNA of Coregonus clupeaformis (lake whitefish), 780 nucleotides long. RefSeq lists its product as uncharacterized. The transcript has a single exon. The record is from RefSeq and is a predicted model, not a curated record. Bases 1 to 780 code for a protein of 259 amino acids. Lineage: Eukaryota; Metazoa; Chordata; Actinopteri; Salmoniformes; Salmonidae.